Molecule: messenger RNA, 29247 nt
Organism: Porites lobata
Lineage: Eukaryota; Metazoa; Cnidaria; Anthozoa; Scleractinia; Poritidae
Source: the annotation of a GenBank genome assembly
CCAAGCUCAAUAUGAGAGUACUGCGUGGAAACUCGGGAUAAAGGAAGCCGCUUAAAUCGGGAAAAUAACCACACAGGAAGCAAGAAGACACCAAGUAAACAAGGUAAAGCGUAUUUUUUUGAAAAUUCAUGCGAGUAUUUAUCUUCUCGAAUCUAUUACUUGAAUUCUUAGGCAAAUCCUUUAACACUGACAGCCAUUUUGAGAGUUACGCAACCGCACGUACUCUCAUAUUGACUCGCGCUGCCUGAGCUCCUCUUCCUCCGAAACGUUUUUCUCGGGCGGGGGACUCCGCAUAUGAAAGGGGUGGAGAUGCUCGUCGGAAAUUUUGAAUUCAAUUCCGGGGGUUUGGGUGGGGGGGGGAGUAGUGAAAAAAGAGCGUCUAGAAGAUUUUAGAUUUCCAGAGGCUGGCAUCUCUGUACUCAACAGUUACAUUUUAAUACUAAAGUAGCCUGCGUUGUUAACGUCGAAAGGCGAGGGAAGCGAGAGGGAAAAAGUGCAAAGGUAAACGUGCCUCCCGAGGUUCGCUCUGCUUCAAAAUAGUGUGGACAGUUUAAAUCUUAACUUAUAAACUUCUUAAAACGCGGCGACUUUAAAAUCAUUUUUUCCGAACCGAUCGAUCUUUUUUUUUUCCUUAUGGUGCUAACAGUUUGGUGAUUUUGUAAAGAUGAAAAACAGGGUAACCAUUAGAGACUCUAUCCCUGCCAAAUCCCUGCCCCUUGUGGCGUGGGCCUGCAAACACUCAGCAACUUUGCGCCGUCGGAGUAUGCUCAAUAGUCGAUGGCGGAAAAAUUUUCCAUCAGGUGGGGUAGGGUCUUGGGAAACAACGAAAUCGCAGUUAAUGAACCUUCAGACUGUUUUGAAAUGUUUUGAAACCUCGCAAAGAUAAAUGUUACAUUUCGAGUACAAUAUCAUUCCAAAAUCACGUUUUAAAAUUGGACUCUGAAGUUCGGGUUCGUCAUCAUGUUGCAUAGGGAAGCUACCUAUCAGGGUAGGCUGGGGCUAGGCUGGCGCUUUUCUUUACAUGGAAUUCUCUCUUAUAACUUCCGGUGUUUUUUUUCCAGGAAGAUGUUAGAAAGUGGGGGCCUUCCCGACGCUUACAAUUUUACGUUGUGACGCUAUAGUUGGUAUUCUUUUAAAUUGAAAGUGAUACUCUCAGAAUAUAAAUGUGCAAAGUUUUCAUUCAGCGGAAACGGAACCUUCAAACGUAGGAGUGAAGUCCGUGAGGUUUUGAAGUUGACAUAAAUUUCAUUCAUCAAACGUCUUCCUGCUUUGUCGACUUCCCGCUUCUGCACGAUCAAGCUUUAUUUCUCGUCCGACAAGAUAACGAUUACUUUAAGGUGAGUCUUAAAUCUUGAUUUCCAUCAUAUUAUAAAACUGAGCUAAUAAACAUGAGCAAGUCUUUUGUUUUUCCUUUAUAUUCCAUGGUCGUUUUAAGCUUAUAAGAUACAGAUAAUCUUCGAUUCACUUGGUUAUAAAGAAAUCAUGCAAGAAUUCUCUACUUCGGGGAAUUAAGUUAGGUCAUUUUCUUGUUUUUCAGUUUUCUGUUGUGGACUACCUGAAAGUCGAAAAUGAAGAGAGAAUUAACUGAAACCGUAGUCGUUUAAACAUUGUUAGUUUACAUGCUUUUCAGAGGCAUAUAGUUGACUCUCAGAAGUUCAGGAUGUAUUUUGCAUGUGGCUAAAAUGGUAGAUCUUUAUUUAUGACACUUAAUUAAGCCAGCUGGAAAAUACUUGAUUAAUAGGAUAUAAUUUUUAAUAUUUUAAAAGUGAUCCCCUGCAACAUAAUUUUUACAAAGGUCUAUUGACAUUACCAAAUCUCUAUCCUUGUAUUAAACUCAGGAUAUGAUCACACCAUAGAUGAAUAUCUUUUAGCACUAAAAUCAUACUGGAUAGGUGGAGCUUCUGCUCACACACAAGAACAGUGAUUUCAGCACAAUUUCUGUGGUAAAGUGACGCUAGCCACGGUGAUCUUCACAUAUUGGAUACGAGUUCUGUACUGUACUUUCGUGAAAUGUCAGACCUUUCAACUCUCACAGUUUGACUGUGAGACUCCCGGUUUGGGCAGUCAACUCACGGUCUCAGGAUUUAGCCUCCAAAUCUCACAGUGAAUCAGAAACUCUGUCAAUUCAAUUAUGGUAGGAACUGCGUAAAUGAUAUCAAAAAAACCGUCUCCAUAUUAGACAUAUUUGUGUUAGUCUAAUUUUGGAGGGAAACCUGAGUCCAAUUCCAACCUCAUUCUGGUAAAACAUAUAUAUAUAGGUUGAAUAAGGUUGGUGAGAAAGCCCUUAUACAUGUAGCAUACUCACUUCUACUCGCAGUCCUAUUCGACCUUGAUAGUAAAACAGAAUCUUCUCAUCACUGCGAAAAGAGCAACAAGACAGUACAACAAAGACCCCUAAUAGGGUAAAAAAUGACAACGAAAAAAUAAUCUGCCUUUUUGGUUUUAUUUGGCACCAACACCAGACUGUCGUGGAAGUGAAUAAGAAGGAGUGAAGACUGAGAACCCAUUAAGAUGAAAGUAAAUAUUUGGGAGCAAGGACUAGGAUUUAGUGCACCAAACCCUCUUUGCCACAAGGUUCAUUGUGUGUGUGAACAACUUGCUCCAGGCCUGGGCGGUUGCUGUUCAUACUAUACUGAUGUCUCUUUGUGGCGGCACGAAUAGCUAUCCAGUAUGAUGUGAAUAUCGAUUCAGCACAGGGAACCUGAAUGCUGUAUUAGCCAAAAUAAUCAGUUGUUUAAUUUACCUCAGUCCUGAGUCUUUAUGAGUCGUUUUGGAAGUGAUUUGAGUCUGAUCAGAGGUGGUUUAACAUUGCUGGUCUCAAAUUCUGUCUGGUGUGGCAUAAUUAAAAACUUCUGCGAAAUCAACACUGAAGAAAAACAAUCAAGGUGACAAAGCAAUCAGCUAGUGUUCCAAUGUAUUAUUUGUGAUGAAAUCUGAGCUCAGGAGAUGUGUACAAACAGUCAACUAUAUAUUUGUAAACAUGACUGCACUGUUUUGAUUUGUACACUUCAUUAUGAUCAUAACUCAAGUAAUCUUAUAAAUAAAAUAAUUGGACAGUCCUUGAAGUUUGAGCAAAUUUUAAGACAGAGAGAAAAUAUCAGUUUAUCCUAUUGUUACUGUUGUUUUUGCUGUUGUUUAUAUCCUUAGAUGUAUGUAUAUGGUUGCUCAGAAACACUGACCAGCCUCAUAGUGAUACAGUGUGGGUAAAAUGCAUGAGAUUUUUGCGUCUGUAUCACCCUAGUUUCCAAUGGCUUCCAAACAUUGAAGAAGAUAUUGCGACAACUUCCAAGCUCUUUGAAAGUUCCCGGAGGACUUUUCAGGCUCAGAUAUGCCCCUCUCCUUUGAUAGAUACAGUCGUGUACUGGUGAAUUAUUUCUGUUAUUAUACAUUGUACUGUCUGUCUUCUCAUUAGCUGUAAAGAGCCUACAGCUAACUUUAGAAAUCAGUUCAACCUACAGAUUAGUUAUCUGCUAGCAGAUUGUAGCGAUUACAUCAUUGAUACGCAUGACUUAAUAAUUGACUACCAAUGUAACAUGACCAUUUAAGAAUGAGAUUACAGUGAAUUACAUCUGAGAGUGAACACAUGUAUUGUCUUCCUUCGUCUUACCCAAUCAUUACAUUGGUGACGAGACAUUUCCAACCAUCACAGCAGCCCCAGUCCUUAUUCCGUACCAUCCAGAAUGCCCAAUCCUCAUUAUCUGUGACGGAAGCCCAGAGGGAUUAGGAGGAGGACUGUUUCAGAAGAACGGAAAAGGAUUUCAACCAGUACACUAAGUGAGCCGGACCUUAAUUGACACAGAGAAGAGAUACUCUCAAAUUGAGAGAGAAGCACUGGCAGCAGAAUUCACAACAACAAGGCUCCAGAUGUACCUGCCUAGCACACCAAAACUCCAGUUAGCAACAGACCACAAGCCACUGCUUCCACUAUUCAACAACCCAACAGCUAAACUGCCACCACACAUUGAAAGACUUGCCCUGAAAAUGCAGAACCUCAACUUCGAGGUGAUUCAUAUCCAUUGUAAAACCAACAUAACUGACUUGUUGUCCAGACAUCCACUGCCAGAAACAGGGACCGACCACCUCGAGAAAUAUGUCAUGGCCACUGUCCAAUCAGAGCACGCUGUAGUCCUAGACAAAAUCAAAGAAGAAACCGCAAAAGGCAGAGAGCUUACAAUUAAGUUUGCUGAAGGCAUGCAAACAGAUAAAUGGAUCAAGACUGACCAAAACCUCAAGCCAUACUUCGACCUGAGAGCAGAGCUAUACAUGGCAGACGGACUGAUCCUAAGAAUUGACAGAAUCAUUCCCUCUGAAUCACUGAGAGACAAGAUUAUCCAGAUAGCCCACAGGCACGGACACCUGGGUAUCAGCAAGACCAAAGAAAUGCUACACCGAAAGUAUUGGUUCCCUGCCAUGAACUAUCGCAUUGACACCGUUGUGAGCACUUGCUUUGACUGCCAGAUAGCGACAAACACAUAGCAUACAGAACCAGCCAAAAUGACCAAUUUGCCAGAGAUACCUUGGUAAACCAUUGAAAUCUAUUUCUGUGGACCAUUCCCAAGCAAAGAGUAUGCACUGGUCAUAACCGACCAAUACUCAAGAUACCCAGAGGUCGAGUUUGUCUUCUCAACAGCCAUCAAGCCAGUGUGACAGAAGAUGAAAAAAUCUUCGUCUCUCAGGGAGUUUAAGACCAUCCAAUCAGACAAUGGACCACCGUUUAACUCUGAAGACGUCAAAGAGUUUGCAGUGGAAAUGGGGUUCACACACAAAAAAGUCACACCACGACAUCCCAAAGCCCAGGGACAAGUGCAAGGCUUCAACAAGCUCAUGAAUAAGACAGCCGCUAUAGCCCGGACAGAAGGUGUUGAUCUUCAGGCAGCAAACUAUGACAUGCUUCAACCAUACAGGGAGACGCCACACCCAGCAACAGGGACUGCGCCAUACAAAUAACUCAUGAACAGAGAAAUCCGUACAUGACUUGACCACUACCCAACAGAAGAGAUCUAACUGGGAUGAAGAAAUCAGGAAACGAGACAGCAAAUACAAAGAGAACGUAAAAUCUUACCGUGACCGAAGACACAGAGCCAAAGAGCACAAGUUCAACGUCAGAGAGGCGGUUCUUUUGAAAUGCGACAAGAAACACAAAGGAGACACCCCAUUUGAACCGUACAUCUACAUGGCCACAAAGGUAAUUGGCUCCACGAUCCAUGCCUAGAGAGUCAAUGAUGGGAAAACAGUAUGCCAAGAUGCAUCCAAAUUCAAGCCACUCAGAACAACCUACAUCCCAGCAAGAGAGAAACAAAGGAAAACACCUACUGCAAGACCAGUAGUACCACCAGCAGCUAAAUGCCAAGCAGCACCAGCCACCGCCCAGGAAAACAACACCAGCAGCAGUACCAACAGUUACCCAAGGCAUUGUUACCCAACAAGUGCCAAUUGAGACAACGCUUACCAAUCAAACCCUACCACUGCCACUGUGCAGAUCACAACCACCGAGCAAAUCCACAUUUGAUGGUCGUCUGAAGGACUACACCAAAUAAACGUUGAAUGGACUUUGAACAUUGAUCAGAUGCUAUCAACAAUGAUUAUGAACACUGAACACUUGUUUCGUUACUGACAUUGACUGUGAUUGUUAUUUGAUUAAUAUGAUCUUACAGUACCAACAUUGAAUAUGUAUUACUGAUCAGGCCCAUGUUAAGUAUAACCGAGAAUUAGUUUAGACCCCAUUGAUUUUGAGGAACUGAUCUGAAGAAGGAGGAGUGUAGUGAUUACAUCAUUGAUACACGUGACUUAAUAAUUGACUACCAAUGUAAUAACAUGACCAUCUAAGAAUGAGAUUACAGUGAAUUACAUCUGAGAGUGAACACGUGUAUUGUGUUUCUUCGUCUAACCUGCUCCUUACUAAGAUAACUGACUGAUCUGUACUAAGAUUACAAGCUUAAUGCAUGAUUUCUAGUAACAAUGUUAUAUCAAUUCAGGUUCCUCGCAAUGAUGUGUUUGUCAUUUUUUUUUUACAUUGUAUUAAAAAAACAAUUAUUAGAUUCGUUUUUUGUGAUAUCUUAAGUAAUCAAGUGUUAUCAUGCCAGCCUCAGCCUUUAGCUUGGCUAGUGAUAAUACUCACCUGUACCUUGAUUAUUCCGGAUACCGCACGCAAAGAAAGUCGUGUCUGAUAUCCCAGGGCUAGUGGAUUUUGCUGUUGGGCUAGUGAUUUUUGUUAUAACUUGCCCGAUGGGCAAGUGAUGUUUUUUGGGGAAAUUUAAAGUACAGAAGGAUUGUAAUCAAUCCUGCAAAUCAAAAAGAGUUUUGGGGCUAGUACAUGCUAGCUACAGCUUGCCCUAAAGGCAGGCUGUAAAACUCUUUGCACCCUUGGAUAUAACAAAAACUUCAUCCAAUAUUGUUUAUAAUCAUAGCUGUAACAAAAUUCUCAAAUCUGAUUGGCUAUCAACUGCCCUGAUUUCAGCCUUAGUAGGACAAUUUAAUAGGGCAGUAGGUGCCAUCACGUUUGCGCUUGAACGGAUUUUAAUCACUGCUAGCAAAAAAAAUUGGAAUUUCUUCUGUGUUGAUUUUUAAAAAGAGCCUUGUAUAUCACAAAUUUUGUUAAAGUUCUGAUUAAUUGGUGACAGAAGUUUGUGUCGUCCAAUUCGGUCUUUAAUCAUAACUAUAACAAAAUUCUCAAAUCUGAUUGGUUCUCAACUGCCCUGAUUUCAGCCUUAAUAGGACAGUUUAAUAGGACGGUACGCAUCAUGCCUAAGUAAUUGGACAGUACACGCCAUCACGCGCGUGCUUAAAGGGCUUUUUUUUUUCAUUGCUAGCAAAAAAUUCUUGGAAUUUCUUGUGUUUUGAUUUAAAAAGAGCCCUAUAUAUCACAAAUUUUUUUUAAAGUUAUGAUUAAUUGGUAACAGAACUUCGUGUCGUCCAAUUCUGUCUGUAAUCAUACUCGUGAUUAAACAAAUCAGACUCCCGCUACGCGGUCGUCCGAUUUUGUUAAUCACUCGUAUGAUUACAGACCGAAUUGGACUCCACUCAGUCCUGUUACCAUUAUUUAUUUGCUGUUUAUAAUAUACUGACAGCUUGUUUUCUGUUUAUAGUUGGAUGUAUUGAACAUGGCAUACAUGGAACUACAAAUAAGAAAGCUCCCUUAUGGCAUUCUCAAGAAAUUAGCAGAUCAGCUUGACAUGGAGUCGGAUGGUCCUCGUGACUGGAGGGCCCUCAUCAGUGUGAUGCCAAGUACUAUGUAUUCAAGAGAACAGGUACAUAGUAUAGUUUAACAAGAGAGCUCUUACAAUCGGCAUUUAGUCUCGCUUGCUUGGAGACUAGGAAAGAAAUGAGCAGGUGAUUAAUUCUACACAAAACAGGAUUUUCUCGUGAAAGGGUUUUUCACUUUCUACUGUAAUUUGUCAGUGGUACUUUUUAUAUCAUAUUCAACAAUUUGUUUCUGAAUUGAUUAAGUACAUGUGUUAGCAACAAUCGGAAACGCAUCUGCAGUCGCAGGCUAUACGCCUGCAUAAUUACACAAAAAUUCAAGGGCCUUGAUUCGAGAGAAAUUACAUCAUUGCCAGAGAUAAAAAACGUGAUGAGAACUGAGUGAUAAUGCAUCAUUUCAAACAUAGCCAAAAGACUCAUUUGCAUACAAUUAUGAAAGUUUACAACACUCACGAUUGAAGUUUUGCUAAUUCUUCUUUUUUUUUCGACCACUGAAGUGUUCACUUGUUCCAAAGUAAUCAGUGCUUUCAAGCGAUACAAUUCGUGGACUUACCUGUUCCGGAAAAGCUUUAAAUUUAAUCUUUCCCAAGCUUUCUGUGCAAAACAUGCAUGGCUUUGGUCAUGCAAUGAUUCUUAUUCCUAGUUUCCACAGUCGCCGCUAGGAAUUAACGCCUGGGACCACAACCGCCUUUUUGUGUACUAAAUACACUUGCUUAUGCAAGCGAGACUAAUAAUAUUUAUAUUGCGUAGACUUGAUUUUCAGGUGUUGUGAAUGGACACCUUCUGUUGGUGGACUUGUAAAUGGUCACCAAGCUGCAGUCCCAGCAAUUUUUCACCUACUUUUUUAAUGUCUUAUAAGCUGUCAUGGACAUCCUCAGAAGCUGAAAUAAACUACCUUAAGCAGACCAUCUCGAGUAGCAUUUGCUAUAAAAUGUCCAAAUUCUAUUCUACUUAAUGGUGAAAUUUGGAAUUUAAUUGAAACAAGAAAUUAUUUCCAUUUUUCUUGAUUUUCAAAAAUAAUGCCACUUUUUAAAUUUUACAUCUGUCAUUGCAGUGUGAUGGUUAUGAAAGUUUACAGCGAUAAAACGUGUCUGUUACAAUUUAUACGUUACAUUGCGUUGGAAUACAAAACGCUACAUAAAUAUUUAAGUUAUCAGAAAAAUUGUAACAGGCACGUUUUACUGCUGUAUUUAAACUUUCAUAACCGUCACACUGACAAUGAUGGAUGUACCGUGGAAACAUGUUUGUUAAAAUUUAAAAAGUCGCAUUGUUUUUGAAAAUUUCUACAUUUUUGCAGCUGUCUUGACCAUUUGCUUGAUUUGCUUUAUUUAGCUUAUCGCAUUUUAUAACUAAUGUUGACCUGAAACCUUUGAAACUAUGCUUAGUUUAGUGGCCUCUGUCCCCUGCAUUAAAAAUACAAAAAAAUAUGCGAGAAAGUUGAAGUUUGAGAAUUUAUUCACUGAUCAUGAGGCUUGUGUUUACUUAUAUAGUAAAGAUUUCACUGAAUAAACUUAAGUGUAACCCUUUAUUUCAAAAACAUCUUGCUCCUAAGUUAAUGUAUUUACAGUGUGACUACUGAAACCAGGGGGCACUUGGAAGAAGAUUAUCCAAUCACAACGUUUUUUGAAAACAAAAGAUUUUCAAGUGUUUAUUGGAAAUGGACAAAUAAAAUUCAAGGUUCAACUAGGCAACUGUUAAAAACUUUAAAACCAUUUGAACUUACUUGAUCUCUCAUGAAACAACCCUAAAAUUAUGAAUGUUGUUGGUCUGUUUGCAAAGAACUUGAGAAUCUUUUGUUUUUAAAAACAUUUUGAUUGGAUAAUCUUCUGCCUAGUGCUCGAGUUUGAGUAGUCUCACUGUAAGUAACACAGAAAUGUAAAGAAAAAUAAACAUUUAAAAUUAUUUAUAUUAACCUUUAAUAUUUGCUUCUAUUCUUACCGUUUAGGUUUCAUCGUUUGAAAAUCAAAGAGCAAGAAUGGUAGGCAGUCCUUCCAUGGCUUUGUUAACAGACUUGGGCCAAAGGUGCAAGACUGUCAAACAGUUGGUUGUCUGGCUAAAAAAAAUUGGCCAUGAUACAGCACUAGACAUCUUGGAAUAUCAUGGUAAUGGAAAUCUACUUGUAUAAUCAUUAUCAGUAAUAAAUAAGGUGGAAUAUUUUUUGUGUAUGUCUUACAUCCAUCCAGUACAAGUGAUUAUUUGUGUAAAUUUCAUUAUUCAUUUCAGGAAAAUUUGCUUUAAGGUUUGCAAAGUUAUCUCGUUUAGCCCUUUUAUCUAUCGUAAUUUAAUUUUUCUCUCUAACGUGUUCAAGGUCACCCAAAUUUGUAAGUGUCUGCCUUGUUGUUUUCCUUUCCUGUGUUAUUUUAUCGUGGUCCAUUGCUUUUAUUAAUUUUGUAUUCCUUAGCAACUUUAAUUUUGUUUUAUUUCAGCAAAGUACGUUGCAAUUGUAGUUGAUGUACAUGUACAUGUUAUAAAGGGCAUAUUAAUGAGACUAUACAUGUACUUCCAUAGUUUUUUUCUAGAGGGUAAUUCUGAGAGUAUUAAGAUUACACUGUUCACAUUCAGUACCUUGUUGUUUAUCUAUAAUGCGUGACAAAUGCCUGUGUCGAUCUUUGGACAAUUUACAGAGGAGGUGCAAAUCACCGAGCAACCCCAGUCACAGCCAGUCCGUGUUGGUUCAACUGUGACCUUGAGAUGCAAGGCCACAGGCUACCCAGCUCCACAAUAUCAGUGGGUGAAGGAUGGAACAGAGCUUCCUGAUGGGAUUGAUGAAGAACUUACCUUUGAUCCGGUUACUUUGCAAGACAGUGGCAAAUAUGUGUGCAUUGUGUCCAACAGAAUGAAUGCAGAAAAAACCAACAAAGUGGAGUUACAAGUUUUGCCAUCACCAGGUUCGUUAAUAGAAGUUUUGCAGGUCACCCUACAAUAUCAAUGCCCAUGUUAUCUAAAUUGCAUAUAUCCCCUCUUUCACGACAUAUUGUUAGGCCAAGUUUCUAGAGGGGUCGGUUACAGUAACUCUAAACCCGGGUUUAAUUUAACUGCAAAUUGCCAUGAUCAAAUACACCUGGGCUGGAUUUGCACUAAUUGUUGGUUGAACAAAUCGACACAGACUGAUGUUCAUGGGUUGGGGAAAGCAAUAAAUCUUUGUCAAUCCCUUUAGUUGCUUCUGUGAUUUUACAAUAUUAUAUUUUUUUAAAUCCCCACUCCACUCCUUCAAAUUGUAAACAAUGCUGUGAAUGUUUCCCUUCCCGAGGGUCAGAGCAUCCAAUUUAUUCCCUUGUAUUAACCGAGUAAGAUAUUCCCCUGGUUGGUCCAGGAUCGUAUCCUGGGGCAAGCUGAUCACGUGUGCAUAAAUAAGGUUAAGACAUACUUUUAAAAUUAUUUUGAUUUAGCUAAAUUUUACGUGUAACCCCAAAAAUGUCGUCGUUUACUUUUAUCCUUGGUUUAAAUUUUAUCUUCAUUUGUUUUUGGGUAUGGUAAUGUAGGAUAAUGAGUUUUAAACAAAGGAAAAUAAAAUUUAAACCAAGGAUAACAUUAAACCACAACAUGUAUUUGGAGAUCUUGAUGCUUUGAGAUGAAAUCAAUGCCUAAAAGCUGCAUACUCCAAAGAUCUAAAUAUCCAUCUAAAUUAUAAAUAAGUAUUUUAAGAAGAAGGAUUCCUCUUAAGCUUUAUGAUCUAUAGCUCCUUUCAUGGGCCAAUCAUUUACCAGGGAACAAAAAAUUUAAUUAAUUAUUGAUAGUCAAAUUUAUGUUCAUUUAAUGUAUGUUUUUGCCUUUUUUAGUGCCAAAUGGUGAUUCCCCUCAAGUAAAACCUCCAUAUGGUAUGUGACGACAUAAAAAAUUUAAGCAGUAGGAGUCUUUAUUGAUACAAUCAAGUUAAUAUAAAACUAUAAUCAAGUGGAGUAUUAGAUUAAAAAUAAUUAGUUGUAAAUUCCCUUGCCAAAUGUUUAAGAGCAUUGGUAGAACAGUAACAACAACAACAAUAACAAAUUUUAUUGUACCCAAAAACAAGAUAUUAAAGAUAAUUUACAAGUUGUGAUAUCAGUUAAUCAAAUAAAAGAAGAGUGAAUUCCUGAAAUGACAAAUAAGUUAAAAAUUCCAGGAACCAGUUUCAGUAAGGUAAGUAAAAAAAUAUUCACAGAUGGAAACUGUUUGAGUAUCAUAAUGCAACAUCAACAUGAUGAAGGCAUUGAAAGUCACAAACUCUGAAUUUUAUUCUUGAUUAUAGUCAAUUAAACCAGGUCAUCUUUGCUUAUUAGUUUUGAUCCCCAGUGCUUAUGAACUAUUUGUUUGUUGAUGAGAGGAUGAGAAUCUGGGGCCAUUUGUGUGAAACUGUUGUAAUGUAACAGCUAAAUGGCCGCAUCAGCUGUUGGGCCAGUCAUUAAGAUUUUUAUACUCCUACAUGAAAAAUUACUGCAAUUUGAUUGGCGUAGAGCAGUGGUAUUUCAGCUUAAUUUGAAAUACCGUAUUUAUUCGAAUAAGCGCCCAACCUUGAAUUAGCGCCCACCUCGAAUAAGCGCCCAUCCUAAAGGCAGAAAAAGUUAAUAAGCGCCCAGUGAAAAAUCCCUCCCACACAAACCCAAUAAAAGAUAAUAAGAGACCCCCCGAAGACGGAGUUUUCUUCAAGUAUUUUACUAGAACCUUGUUUUGUUAGUAUACCAUUUAUUGUUUUGUUGCAAAAUAAACAUACUUCACUUGCUGAGAAUGGUGAAAAUUUAGCAUGCCCACUAUCAAGGUCCAAAAAUUUAAUAAGCGCCCAGGGCGGUUAAUCGAAUAAAUACGGUACCUACAUGUGAAAAUUACAAACCUUUUGCAAGUAGUAGUAUAAACAAAUAAUAGCAUGAUUUGUACGUGAUAUUUGGCAUAAAUACCACUUGUGAUAUUUCAAAAUUGUCUCAAAUUUCACUCACCUAAUGGCUCGUGAAAUUACGUAUAACAAUUUCGAAAUAUCACUUGUGGUAUUUAUGCCAAAUAUCACUACAAAUCAUGCUAUUACCUAUACAAAUAGAGCAUCCAGCACCUGAAGAUCAUUAGGGCCUAAUGCAUUGAAUGAGAGCUAGAAUUACAAUAGCUGUUAAAAAAUUAUGCUUUUCAGGGUGUAAAGAAAAUCAUUUUUACAGCUUGCACGUACCCCAGACGACAUUUCAACUAGCCCCAAAAACGUUUUGAUGAGCAGAAUUGAUUUCAAACAAUUCACUUGCCCGAUAGCAAAAUCCAUUAGCCCCGGGCUAUCGGACACUACUUUCUUUGCACGCUGCUUUUGAUUCUGAUCUUUAUAUACAUAUUGUUUUUUUGUUGCCAUUCCUUCAUCAGCGAAAAAUCCACCUGUUAUCAUACGUCAUCCUCAAUCCUACAUUGUUCCUGAUGGAUACCCCUCACUAAGCCUCAGAGUUGAAGUCCUGGAGCAACCUGUGACAUAUCAGUGGUAUAAAGAUGGAUUUGUGCUUGUACAGCAGACCAGGGCAGAGUUAAAUUUCCAACCAUUUCAUUACAGAGAUGAAGGCAAUUAUUGUUGCCGAGUUGAAAACAGCGCUGGUGAUGCACUCAGUAAUGUUGCCACAUUGCAAGGAGCUCGUGGUAGGUCUCAGGAUAUUGAAAGUUAUUUGGGAAUUGAUCUUUGCGCAACUUUAAACCACUGGGUAAUUUCCGUUUGAACAAAAAUUCUGAAAACAAUGUCUUGAAUGGUUUACAAAUUAAUUUUGUUAGGAAAGUUCUCUAAAUUCUCUGAAAACUUAAAGCUAUGUUUUCUUAGCAAAUAAUUUAUAAACGAAAACAAUGCAGAAAUUCCACAUGAAAUAAAGUGAAACAAAUUCCUGUGAAUAUUUUUAAUUCAGUGCUUUGAACAGGCAUGUUGAAAUACCAAGCCAUAUUUUACUAAUUGUGUAUGUUGUUACUCUGUCAUAGUGACCACUUCUCAUAAGCGACCACCACUUUGUAAAUAACCAUUUUGUUUCUCACUCAAAUACCUUUUUAUACGCUGUAAUCUCUCUCGUAUAGGCAGCAACUUCUCAGAUUUCUUAAAUGUCCUUGACCUCUUUUAAGGCCAGAAAUAUGCAUCAUUUUGUUUUUGGUUUCUGGUUAGCGACCACUGGGCAUGAUCACGUAUGACUGUAAGAAAAUUUGUCGAAUGUCACAAAUGUUCGGUUUUUAGUAGCGCUGACCCAGAGUGCUAACAAAUACAUUGUAAUAACAGUGUACUUCCAAGAAAAAAGAGAAGUUCACUGACUAUCACGGUUGCAAAGAGUUGUCCUUUGCAGUCAUGUAAGUGUCUGAUAUUAAUUUUGUUGACUUGAGGCUCAAAAUACAAAUUAAAGUAAUCGAACAUUCAAGACUUCGUGUAUAAGCUUUUGAAUGAGAUUAAUUGAUAGUGAAUUGUUAAUUACAUAUAUGCACCUCAUGUUUCACAUUUAUCCUAGGUUUUGUUCGGUUAAAACUAAAUUUAGGUGAUUUAUCAUUAACAAGUGACAAAUUUCUAACUGUAUUAAUAUUCAACUUAUUGUAAUUGCUGGUAAAAAGAGCAAAUUAGUUUCAGGCAGCCAAAACGUUGCCUAUUAGCCUAAUUUUAGCUUAUAAGGUGUUAUCUUUAUUACUCAUGCGCAACUAAGUGCAUGAGGUAUAAAAUGUCCUCCGUUUCUUUUUUUGUUUUUGGUGUCACAUUGAUGCAUGUAGAUUUAUGCUUGCAUACAUUUACACACAUGACUGUGAAUAGACGUUUGUGGUUAGUUGCUGGUGUUUAGCUCCCUCUUGCACCCUUACUUUGCCAUAUAAUCCUGUCCUCAAAAUAGUUUGGUGAUGAUGUUUCAAGACUUUGUCAGGUAAGUCUCCCUUUUCUGUCUGUCCACUGAAACAUCGUCUGCAGUCAGGAUCAUCUCAUAGUGAAGGUUGCCUUUUGCCUAAUUCCUCAUGGUUAUCGCCAAUGUAAUGUAACCAAGGUUCAUACAGAGUCUUGAAUCCUUGAAAAGGUCUUGAAAUUUGCCCAGAAAUUUUCCAGACCUGGAAAAAGUCUGGAAAAUGGAGACAGCCUGGAAAAAUCAUAAAAAGUGUUGAGUUUUAAUUUUUUUUCAAAGCUACAAUAAAUGUUUAUAAGUGAUUUUUUUUUCAUUUUGGUCAAAUCUUAUUCAAUCUCACCCUGUACGUUUGCAGCACAUCAUAGAAAAAGUUUUGGUCCUGCUUUUUAUAAGGUCUCUAUUGACCUAUCUAUCUAUCUCUUUUGGAAAAAAGUCUGGAAAAAGUCUUGAAUUUUGGAUCCAAAAAUCUGUACGAACCCUUUGUAACCUUGAAGUGGAGUGAUUGUUAAUGUAGCUAACUUGGAGCAUGGGAAUUUAAGACCCCAGAUCACAGUGGAGUGUAGAAUUGUUGGUUCUUGUGGAGGGUGAUCAACUGGAAACCCCAGAGAAAACCUCUCCAAAUAAGGACAAGAACCAAUUGCCACAAACUGAAUUCACAUGUCACUGUGUCAUCUUCAACUCCAGAAUUCAAAUCCAGGCUACAUUGAGGAGGGGUGAGUGCUUAAACACAUUCAGGGAGCCCUUCAGGGAUGGACUUUGUUUCUUGAAGUGUAUCUCCUGGUUCAUGCAAGGUAGUGGGUAAUUAAUUCAGGGGUGUUCCAGUGGGCUCAAAAAGUAAGAUCCAAAGAUCUCCAAAAGGCAUUUUGAUUGGCCAUAUUUGAAAAGAAUUAGAAAUUAAUAGUUGACUCAGGUAUUUAUGGCACUGAAAAUCAUCAUUCCGCUGAAAGAAAAAGUUCACUUGUGUGGAACGUUUCAGUGACUCAACUAUCCCUAGGGAAGCGUUUUGGUGUGUUCCUCUUGUUAAUUCCAGAAUGUAACAUACCCUAACACUAUAAUUCUUGUUAGAUGCCAUGUAAAAGGGCAGAAUUUGUCCUUUUACAAAGCAGGCUCAUUUCUUGUCACCUGCCUCCUCUCUUUCCUGCCCUUAAUAUUGCCUAUAAACCUAUCAUUAUCGAAAAAAACAUUUUGACUAGCGAAGGUAAAAGGUGCUAGUAAUAACCUCCUUCAAGGUAGCCGUGGUUAUUGAUUUUUUUCAGCUUGUAAGGUGGUUAUUUACAGGUACCAUAAUAUUGAAGUUAAACCAAGAGAGACUUUUCAUUUGGUGCAUUAAUAACUGAAAAUUUUUACCUUGUAUCAAGCUAAGUGUAAUAUAAUGUUGAGAUUCAAUUUUUUUCUGUGGUCUUAAUUACGGUUUCCUGUGUGGUGGAGCAUGGUAAUACAUAUGGUCAGUUUGGAACAAAGGAAAACAGAAAUUGAACCAAGGAAAGGAUUGAACCUCAUCAUAUUAUUGACAAGGUUAUUUAACAGAAAUAGAAGGUAAAGGUACAUAUCAACAGCAUUGUAUUUAUUUUUUGUGCUUGCUUGUUAAUUCUUGUUCUUUCAAUUUUUCAGCCCCAGCUCCUGAUGAUGAACAAAAUUGUCCCCUUGGCCGAUCAGGUAGGAUUUGAAACUCCUUUACUUUGUUAUUUUAUAUUUUGAUCUUAUAGAUUUUGUCUGUUGUAAUAUCAGCAAUUGUUCAGUUGGACUAUGGUACAGUCAAACCUGUAUAUAACGGCCCAUGCAGUGGUUACCCUGUAUAAUACGGUCACCAUACAAUUUCCCAAAAAUUUUGCCUUAUAUUUUCUGUAACGUUAUACCUGUAUACGGCAGUCACCUGAGUAAAACAAAAUGCAGGCACACUUUGGAACUCCUAAAUGCACAAUUUCAUUAUUUUUUACUUGUAUAUAUCAAUCACCAAAAUUGAUUGGAUUUUGAUCAAACAAUUAAUGAAUCAUAACAAACUUUAUUGAAAAGGCCUCACUCUGUCACCAGCCUUUUCCCUAGGGUGACCGUUACAUACAUGUUUGACUGUUUUAAAUUUUGUCACACUUAUAUCAUUAUUAAAUAAUCCUCUGUUAGCUUUCCUUUACCUGACAAGAAAUGUCUUGCUGUAUAAAAAACAGAAUCACAACUGACAUUAUUUGACCCUCUCCUCCUUUUGUAUAUUAUGUUUCUUUGUUGACUUAGGUAAGGGUGGUGACAGGAACUUACAAUGUUAAUUUAUUUUGCAUAGCCCAAAUUCACUGAAAAUUGUGUGGUACUAUAUUCCCAGGGGGGGGGGGCACUCCGGCUUUCAAGUGACAGGGAUGAUCAAAUCAUAUUUGCGAUUUUUGGAUUUUUUUGGUUAGAAAAAUUUUGGAAAGUAUUUUUUUGGGGUACAUUGAUUUGAGAAGGGAUUUUUUGGGAUGUUCAAAACUAAUAUUUCUAUGUUUCAUGUAAUAUCAUUUAAUGCUUUCUGGAAAUUUUCAUGGCUCGGAAAUUUGACAUGGGAUUUUUUGGGUGUUAAAUUUUGGUACAGGGAUUUUUGGGGGUUUGUUGGAAGCCCUAGGGAAUUGUUCGGUUUUGAUUUUUGUCCGCACUCAAUCUUCCCUGUCGCUUGAAAUCCAGAGUAUCCCCCCACCUUCUUCACCUGGGACUACUGUAUAUUUAAUUUCUCAGAAUGUUACUUUUUUAGAGAAAGAAUUAGCUAUUUUUUUAAGUUGACAAAAUAGUACCUGAAAAGUCCCCUAUUAUCAUACAGGUUCUGCAAUAAUUACUGAUCAUUAUCAUGUUGAUUAAGUAGGUUAUGAAAUAUAAAGCAGCUCUGAAGGCUGAUGUGAUCUUUUAUAGCAACACACACACAAUGAUGCACAUAUUUUUAAGGUUGUGUCUGUCACUGCGUUUCAUUUUGAACAAUAUUAUAUUAUUUAAACAUUUAAACAAUUUUUUUUUAUUUGGAAAUACAAUUUACAUACAUUUCCUUCCCUGGACAGUGCCAGGUGGAAGAUCGCCUCAACUAACUCAAAAAGGUAACCAUGAAUUACACUACUAUUAAUAUUACUAUUAUUAUUAAUUUUUUAUCAUUUAUAAUGACCUAGCAGUCUUAUUGUCAGUCCAAAUUUGUAAAGGUAUGAAUGGGUAACUAUGUAACUAUGUGUGAUGUUGACUGGAAGAAUAAUAAAUUGAUUAAAUUCUUAUCAAAGCAUUCUACAACAAACUAGACUGAUCCUAAUUCAGUUUCCGCUUCUAUCUACUAGACAAAGUCUGGAAAAGAAAUAAGUUUUUCCUGUGCUUUUUAUACUUCUAAUAGUUGGUUAAGUAAGGAUAUUCAUGUGUCUGGGAAGAGAACACUUUUAGGUGCACUUUCCAAUAAUGUAUUUUUUCAAUGAAUUAUUUAUCUGUCAUUGUUUCACGUACAUCUCUGCAUAGUUGUCCUCACAUACAAUAAUUGACUGCUCUGACUAAUCAACUAUUAAAUGAUUGUGCUUUUGUGUCUUUUGCAUUUUUUUAGCCACAGAUAAAGUUGCUCUGGUCAUUGGCAACCGAGACUAUGUCAGCUUACCAGUCGAUGAAAGUCCUCUGGUACACACAUGCAGUGAUGCAAAGAUGAUUGCGUCAAUUUUACGGAAGCCUGAGAUGGGUUUUAAAGUCAUCUCACUCAUGAACCUGACAAGAAAUGAAAUGUAUCAAGCCCUGGAUAUCUUUUAUAAACUCCUUGGUGAAGGCGUGUAUGGCCUAGUGUACUUUGCCGGCCAUGGAUUUGAAGAGGGAGGGCAGAAUUAUUUGGUUCCUGUUGACACCAUGGGGGCUUGGGUACCAGAGCAAGCCGUUUGUGCUCAGAAGAUGCUUGAUGAGAUGAACAGAUGUCGCACAGAGUUGAUUGUAUUUCUUUUGGACAUUUGCCGUAAAAGGUAGGAAGAUAAUGUUAAUGUCACAAGGGUUACGCUCUUUAACCUAACUGGUCACACCCAAAGCAUCAGUGUAAAUGACACUAUCUCUGAACCUAUGCCGAUUCAGUUUGGGGUGCCGCAAGGAAGUAUCUUAGGCCCACUCUUAUUUAUAAUGUAUAUCAAUGAUCUUACGCUUGCUGUACGAGCAUGCUGUGUGGAGCUCUAUGCCGAUGACGUGCUUAUUUUUUUGCUGGUAAAUCUGUUAGCGAAAAUGAGUCUAGGCUUUCAUCGGAUCCAGAUAGAUUAAUAAGUUAGUUUCAGUCUAACUUCUUGAUGCUUAAUGUUUCCAAGACUAAAAUAAUGCUAAUAGGUACCCACCAGAGGCUUAAUGCAGUUGACAGUUUUUCGGUUGCAGCGGACACCACUAGUUUAGAGAGGGUGUAUAGUUUUAAAUAUCUUGUUGUAAGUAUGGAUGACACCCUGUCCUGGAAAGAACAAGUUAGCUUGUUAGGCAAGAAGAUUUCCUCUAGGCUAGCUAAGUCUAUGUGUUACAUUAUAAAAUGCUAUGGUAGUGCCUUUAUUUGACUAAUGUACUGUUGUUUGGAAGAGCUGUGAUCAGGGUAGUAAAUCCUACUUAGACAAGCUUAAUCGCCAUGCUGCGUGUAUAAUUGUGGGCUGUGCAGUUAAGGCUGAAAAACUGUCUACUGUAUUUGGCUGGCCCUAUCUGUAAGCACGCCAUAAUUUCCUUAAAUCUGUCCUUGUCUGCAAGUGUAUCAACAGAUUAGCACCUUCUUAUCUGCUGAGUGAAUUUAGGCUCGCUUACCAAAUCUGCUGUCAAUUCAUCAGACAACAUGAUCAGUUGCAGCUGCCUUUGGCUAAAACCACGAAAUACCAGGGUAGUUUUAGGAUCAAUGGUGCGCAUGCCUAUAAUUCCCUCCCGUCUAAUAUAUACAUGUAUAUGAUCUGCAACAGACUUAAAUACCCAAUUUCAAGUCCUUGCCAAAACGGCAUUUCAAGCUCCAGGCUAUCUCUUGAAUCCCUUAGUGUGCAACUAGAACUCUUCGUAACUAUACUGUUUCUCUUUGUAUUAUUUUUUUGCAGGACCCCUGUUUAAAUUAGCUUCGUGCUAAUCCGGUUGUUCCUGUAUAAAUAAAUAACUAUAUCAAUAAAUAAGUGCUCAAACCAGGACCCAGCUUUUAAUAAUAAUUGGUUCAUGCAUCAGCUUGCAUGUGUCCAGAUCAGCACACGGCAAGUUUGGAGAGCACGAAAGGUAUAAGAGUUGCUCAAGGCACAGGUGACAGCUGCGACUCUAGCCUCUUAAAUGCUCUCUAAACUAUCCCGUAUGCUUCAUAUCUCGACAUACACACAGCGGAAACAUGAACCACUUGUUUUACAUCAUUAUAGAUGCAAUCAAUGCACCAGUUGACUUAAACUUUUACUAUUUUAGCACGUUCAAAGUAGUAUGCGUCAAUGUCUUCGUGACCAUAUUUUUUUACCUCACCAUUAAUAUUUUUUGAUCCUGAACCUAGAGAAAGUUUACCCGGGUCGCUUAAGAUAACAUUAAAAAAAGUUUUUAAAAGCGAUAUUUAGGUGGGAAGCUGUUAAUUUAUGAAAAAAGUUUGCAAAGAAUGAUUUGCACACACCAUAGCCUGCAGAGCUUGGGCAGAUGAAAACAAAAACAACAACUUUCACCUGCUAUCGGUUUACAAAUUCAAAACUAGUUACUCAGUAGGAUUGCUAAGCUCACAAGAACUCAAAGUAUUAGUUUAUUGAUGUCAUCAGCUUUCUCAGUGGGAAUAUGAAGCACACUCAUGCUAUUGAUUACGCGAAUAUUCUAGCCAUGUUAUAAUGUCCCCUUGGACCAAUAAUAUUGUUAACCACACAUACAACUAACAGGUUUAAAACCAAAUUCGUGUUUGCAGGUCAAAUGUAGAGACAAGUUUUGCUUUCAAAAGCUACGAGUUCCCAUACAAUGCCCAAGCAGUUUUUGGAUUUGCCACGUAAGUUAAGAUUAUAAGCAUAACAUUUUCAAAGACAUAAGGUCUCAUGUUAAGACCCUGGUGCUUUGAAAACUUCAUGUACUCUCUAUUAGAAUUGUUUUAAGUGUUUGCAUGAGACUUUGAGAUAGAACUGUACGCAUGUUACCUUAUUCUUAUGCGUGUAGUUACUAGACUAGAUUUAGUGCAUUAGGAUUUCACAAGCUGAAGCAUGCAUGUAUGUCUAUAACAUUCUGGGAAAAUAAUGUGUCAUUUAGGUACAGUUAUUUAUAAGGGCUUCCUUUGUAAGCUGAAUGAAAACAUAGUUAUAACACCUGACGUUUUUCCGUUAUGCCAUUCAUUAACUUUAUUCCGACUGUUUAGAAAUGAGUUUCAAUGUUCUUAAGUACAAUAUGUUAAAUAUGUGACACAAGAUCUUUUGUGUGAGACAGUAUUCUAUGCUUUAUUGAGAUGGUGGAGGGUAUGGGGAGACCAUGGAUUGUGCCCUGGUCAAGGUGGACUAGAGCAGCAUCUUUUGUGACUGAGUAGCGAUGUUCUCCUUAGAGCCUGCAGAUAUGCUGCAGAUGACCGUGUCUCUUUGAUUUUCUCUCUUCCCUGUGUUCAUGUCUCUUCUGUUCCUCCUAUCGUGGCCAGUAUGUCACAUCAAACUUCUUGAGCUCUUGAUCCGCAGUCUGUUGCCAUUGUUAGCAGUCAGAUAAUAUAAUUAUGAUAAUUAUACCCCUGGGGAGGAUAUACAAUGUAUCAUAGAUUUAGAGCUAAAAGUUUUUUUGUCAGCACUGACAUGGGGUGGAAGAAUGAAAAUAGCACUAAUUCACCUCAGACAAUGCCACUUAUUGCCUGGGUAUCGGUACUUUGUAACAAUAGUGUUGACUUCGCACAUUUUUCUUGCCACAUUACCAAAAUGAUUGGCCGUGCCCAGACAAACCACCUGUGAUGUUCCUUAAAUCUAGGAUGACAUCCCAACAAUCAGUAAUGUUGUGACACUGAGUCAUACAAUGAAAGGGAUGAAGGGUCUGUGUACAGUCUUUUGUAGUAAAGAUGUGGAUGUUCCCUACAAACUAUAUUGUGUCUUUUUUCACGUACUAAAAUAAUAUUUAUUCGUGGUAAAUAUAGUAUAACUCUUUAACUUUUGUCUGUAGAAGUCCUCAGUCUGAAGCUUAUGAAAGAAGACAGGACCCCAAUGGGAUUUACAUGAAACACCUGCUUAAGCAUGCCAUGAAUGAUGCUAAGGUCGAGGAUGUUUUACACGAGGUGGCAGCAGGUAUAACAAGGAAGGCGAUUGAAAUAAAUUUGUAAAUAUAAAUUUGUCUCCAUGUAUAAUAUAAAAGAACUCCAAACGUUAAAAGCGCCCUUCAGAUAAACAGCUUGUACUUGAAAUUGCCCUCAAAUUUUAGUAAGUGUUUGCAUUUUACGGUACAAAAUGGUUGCAGAAAAGUGUAAGUAAAUUGCUGCUUCCAUGUUACUCUUACUCUUGGCGUGGAUUUCCCCAUCUAUAUGGACAAAGUACUUGCCUUGUUGAGUUUUGGAAAGAUGUACGUCCUCAAGGCGAGUUUCAGUAAAAACUUUCUGCAAAUUACUGACAUAAAUAUCCUUCUAACUUUUAACUGGCCCAAUUGAUUUUGAGACGCAAAUUUCCCUCCCAGUAUAAGCCGAGCCGAUUUUGAAACGCAAAUUUCCCUCCGUAUAUAAGCCCCUCCGAAUUAAAGCCCCUCAAAAAGGGCCUUUGAAAAAUAUAAGCUCCGGGGCUUAUUUUCGGAAUUUUACAGUAUCCUACUGUACAGUAUGCGUGUCCUUUCAUAUUAGAUUCCAGCCCAUCAGAGGUGUAUUAUUAUAGUACUAUUAUACUAUUAUCAUUACAGUUAAAACCCACCUUAUAUACACCCACUUAUAGUUAAUACGGUCAUCUCAUUAUCAUGGUCAGUUUGCUUUACCCCUGGGGAAAGAAAGCCAUUACAUGUUCUCUAAUUUCAACCCACUUAAUAUGGGCGCCCUGUUAAUACGGACACUUUCUUUGGCCACCUUGUUGUCCGUAUUAACCGGGUUAUCUCGGACACAAUCCGUUUCAUGUUGAAAAAAUGUCAACUUUUUGCACCAGUAAUGUCCAGCCUUAAUUAAAAUCUGUUCUUGAUUUAGUUUUCCAUCGGAGGCAAUAGAAACAAUUCACUUAAAAACAUUAUCGAUUUUGAGCCUGCUCCUUCCCCCUCCACUUUCCAUCUGGGUGCUUUUGUCAAUUAAUUCAUGAUCCUUAAUAUAAGGGUGUCGUUUGCUGAAAUAUGGAGAGAUAAGAUUCACUGAAAGACUUUUACUCAUGUGAAAAUGAUGUAUAAUUUUCUAAGACCCCAGCGGAAUUUAAACUAAUGGCAUUCUGGAAAUAAUUGGUGGCCCCUGGAUGCACUGUUUCUGUUUACAUGGUGAAUCAACUUGUAAGUGGGCAAAUUGAUCUUAUUUAUAGUACAUGUAUUUCCAACUUGUUUCCUAGACGUUGAAGCAGAGGUAAAAAGAAACAAGUGGUUAGAGCGGCAGCGUCCAGAGUAUCGAACCACAACAACCAAGUGUUACAGUUUUCGUGAUCCCAUUGUCCCUGACGAACAUUCUGCUGCACGGCAGAAGCUGUGGCUUGACAUACACAGUAAGCUGGCACACCUUAUGUCCUUUAGCCUGUUCCAGGUGUUCGGAUCAUAGACACACUGUUCAGAUGGUGGGGACCAAUUUAAAUCGUUGGGAGGAAAAACGAGAGGAGACUGGGUAUCUGAACGCCUGGAACAGUCUUUAUUUCCUUGAAUGAAACAGCCUUUGCUGCCUUGGCCUCUAUGGCCAAAGCAAUAUUUCAUAAAGAGUAAUCACUUAUUGUGUACUCCAUAACUACCGUGUAUAGUACAGCAUCUUGUGAAUGUGAGAUUACUAAGGCAUCUUGGACAGUUGCUGUGGCUUUUAAUCAUUUUCGAUCUUUCUCUUUGCAAAACAACAAAGUAUUUUUCUUCCAUAAGUAUUAAAAAAGGUACUGAGGAGUUUUUUUGUUUUGUGUUUCCCCCCCCCCCAUCACCAUUUUCCACUUGAAUGGCAUGCUGCUUGCAUUUUAUAAAAUUGGACAAGUGAUUUAAAAAUCGAAACGUAUUUAUUGACACCUAGUGGUGAUCUCCUUAAGUACCACGAGACAUGUCUUAUCCAUUAGAACUGUCUGCGCAAAUAGAUUGGUGGCUUUUUAGCAACAUUAAAGAGUACUGGUGCACAGUUACUUAAACCCUUGUACUAACAGUCAACUGUAAAUGUGUUUGCCCAUUUCAGAGUUGCCACAGAAGCGAGAUAUCAAAAUUGAUUCAGGCAUAAGAUUAGAGAUCAGCUUCGAACACCUAAACUGGCUGUCAAAUGCAAUUGUUCUGUGUUUAAGGGUCACUGAUCUGGGGGAUGCAACAUUCUGUGACCCCAGCUUAAUGCUGGAUAAAUUGCCAAUGGUAUGUGUUUAUUAUUACAGUAUUUUUGGUUUGAGAUGUAUGGUAACCUAUAGUCAGUCGCUGUAAAAGUGUGCGUUUUGGCUGAAGUUGGAGUUCACUCCCAAGUCAGACAAUCAGCCGAGUUUUGUAAAACCUGAUAGGAUCAUUCUAGCAUCCCAUGAACGUGUUGUUUUAACUUGUCACACAAUCCUCAAGGAAGGCGUGAUAAAACCUUAAGAACCUCUGCUUUGGAGACUAGAGCCAUUCUGACAAUGAUAAUUAUUUAAUAACUUGUUUAACUCCAUAAACCACCAAGUUUGUCCUAAAAGGAUCUUAUAAGGAGCAAACUAAGCACAUGGUGGAGGUCCACAGUGACCAAGAGUUUGGUAUGUGGUUUGUCUAGGAUCCUGCUAAAAGAAUUGAUUGGGUCAUUGGGUAAUGACAUUAAUUAGGUGCCAAAGAACUAAGACUGGUAUAAAAAAUAACACUCUUAAAAGAUCCUCGUGUGAUCUUUCGGGGUCUAGCUGGAGAAAAGAAGCAUUGAUGUUAUUUGGGGUUGAUGUUGUUUCAUGUCUUGUCACCGUGGUGAAUAAGUUGUGAACAUGUAUGUUGAUGCAUCUAUCAUUAUGUAUCUAUCAUUUUCAUACAGACAAUUUAAUGGGUGGAUUGGUUUAAAUUUGCAGGAUGUUCAAACUGUUCACUUUCACCCAGCUACAACCAACAUACUGAGACAAGUUGUACAGGUGAGCCCAGUUUAUCAGCUAGCUUGACAAAAUGUAGAUCAACAGCAAGUGUAGACUACACAAUGUUGUAGCUUUUCAGUUAGGACCUUUCUGAAAACCACAGUGAUGUGAUGAAAGUUUCCUAAUAAAUUAUUAUUAUUAUUAUUAUUAUUGUUAAAAAACUUAUGGUGUAACCAUUUGGAUGAAACCUUAGUCUUAAAUAGUACUUUUUGUAUGUUGCUAUUUGUUUGUUGAUCGUGCAAAAUGCAAUUUUCCUGGAGCUGGAGAGUAAAGGGGUAAACCCCGUUCAUUUCCAGAGUCAUGACAUAAUAAUAGUAGUAAUAAUAAUAAAAAUAACAAUGAUAAUAAUAAUAAUAAUAAUAAUAAUAAUAAUAGUAAUAAUAAUAAUAAUUUUAUUCAACUUUAAAAAAAUAUGUACAUAAUUUACAGAAAUAUUUGGAGUAAGAAUUAAGCACUAUAUAACAUUAAGAAUAGUUUCAAUAAUAAAAAUAGCAAUCACUGUGUCAAAAACGAUUUCACAAAUACAUUCCUUGCGGCUCAGAUGCAGUCACUAACUCUUGCAGGCAGUCCAGAGUUUUAAGUUAAGUCAUUACCAAUCCGUCUCUGAUAUUAAGAAGAAAACAAGUUAAAAAAGAAUAAAAAUCUCGUAUAAAUUCCUAAUUUCUAUUCUUUUAAAAAAAAUUAAUUCGGGCAGGCUCUAAUAUUAUCAAUCUGUAGGUCUGAGUCAACAAAGUCUAGCUGUCGUCUUCUGGAUCUUGAGCCUCUCAAGCAUAGUAUCGCAGAACGUACGAUGGCGAAAUAUACUUUAGCUCUUAUCCAGGAAAUUGCGCUUGAGUAUCUUUCUCCCUUCUUAAUAAUAAUAAUAAUAAUAUAUAAUCAUUAUUACUUUUAUACUUUUAUAGCGCAAAAUAUAUGAUCUAAUAAAGCUAAAGUAAAUGGAAUAAAAAACUGAACGAACAGUGAAAUACUGCAAAGAAUUUACAAUGUGACUGGUGAUACUUAAUUGAAGUAAUCAACAGUAAAAUAUGAAAAUUAUAUGAACGAUUAAAAUAAUAUAUCUAACAAUAAAUAUAGUCAGGUGAAAUGACUGAGUUAGUCUUAACAUAAAAGUGUCUGUCUAAAGCGAUGUGUUUUAAGAAGAUGUUUAAAGGGCUUACAUGUUCCCAAGUUAGCCUAAACAGGUACUUACAUAAAUGGUGAUUAGCACAAAUUUGGGCUAUUUAGGUUCUUAACUAGGUUGUUAUUUCCUGAAGGGAAAAGUACAUCAUAGCUAAGACUAUUUCAGUAGUGGUAUCCAGCUUAUUCCUUAUCAUAAUAUUGUCUGCGUACUAUAGGGAAGGGGGGGGGGAGGGUCUAACUGGCAAAUUUUAGCUUAACAGGUUCUUAAAAACCACGUUCUUAGUCGUGGGUUUUUACUGUAUCGCCAUACCCAAAUGAGUGACAGUGCUUUGUAUAUUGAUUAUUUGACAUGUCACCUACCUUUGAUUUACCAGGAGCGUCCAGGGGUGCAAAAUGGAGUAGUUGCACGGUGCAUGAAGAUGGAUCAGGACAGUCCGUCACAAACCCCUGUGGAGAGAAUCAGUGAUAUUUACAAUAUUCAGAGACUGAAGGUAAUUCCUCGCAAAGCAAGGUUUAUAAAUUUGUCAGAAUUCACUUGUUACAUCUAAAUUCUAAACAGAUUCUGAGAGUAAUUCUCUCAAGUUUCUUUCCUCUUUUUAUGCAAGAAAUAUCCAGACAGAAGAAACAAAUUGGUAGAAUGUUAGGAACAUUAAUGAAGUCAGUCACUUGAUCCCUGUUUCAGUUAUCGAAGGGAAGGGUGGGUAAAGAAAUUCUUUUUAGCCUCUGCAGAAAUAUAAUUAUGCUACUGCAUGUACCAGUGCUCUCUCUUAAUUUCAGUUACUUUUAACGCGAACAAGACCCAACCAAGACAUAAUUGUGAUGGACAUUUUUAUUAUUAUCGUUUCUCGUGAUAAUGUUUUAGUUUGGAUAAACCCGUGAUAUUGCAGUUAGCUCUCUCAGAGUAGACACUAAAGGGGUUAACCCCUCGCUUCCAUCUUAUGAGAGCGUCUACUAUACAAAGGGUGAAAGAAAACUACAGAAGAAAAACAGGAAGCAUCUCUGGGUGUCCGUUCUUUAGAAGUGUCCGUUAAGAGAGAGUUGUUUGUAUUAGGUGAAAUUAAAUGGUGUUAUUAUUUAUUCAAAAUAUUUCUCGGUUUGUGACUUUUUUUAAUCCCCCAUGUAAAUUGUUAUAACCAGUUGACAUUGACCAAACUUGGACGAUGUUAAGGUUAUGUCUUAGCAGUCAGUCCCUCAGACGUCAUUGAUUAUGUUUUAUCCAAACAUUUGACAAUGGUGCGGUUUUAUUUUCGAAUUUCCAUCCUAUAAUACAUUAGCUGAGCUCAAUAAAAUAGCAAAAUAGUUGUAACAAUAUCAAUUGGAAUAACCUCUUUGCUUAUGUUACGUGUCCCAAUACAUAAUGAUAAUAAAAGAAGAAAAUUAGAAUGGAGAAGGGCACAUUAUUCACGUGCAUAAUCAUGGAAAUUUAAAAAGAUUGACUUUAUUCUUUUGUAGUUUUGUUAUUCUUUAAAACACAAACAGGUCCACGCACAAAAGUCAAUAAGAAUAAGAUAAAUUUUUAAAGAAUUUUGAACAGCAUUUUCGAUGAUUUAUUGCGAAUAAAAAGGGGGAGAUCGUUCCAAUAGUAUUUUCCAAUGACGGUAGGGCAAAACUUUCGAAUGUUAUGAUCUUGGAAAUAUUUUGAAUGAAUCAAACAAACCACUAUUGAGUUUGGCUCUCGUAUGAUGUGAUUUAUUUUCCGGUCUCGGUGGGUGGUAUUCACCUUGGCCAGUAACAUCCCCCCCGAACUUCAUAAUUUUUAUAUCAUACUCAGCGUCAUUCAGUACUUGUUAAAUGUUUAUAUAUAUGUUUGUAUUGUUAUUUCCGUAAACCUUAAUUGGGAAUAUUGCUUUAUUCCAGACUCCACUUGCACUGACCAUAACUAACAAGUAUGUCUUAAAAGGAUCUCGGGAAGAGAGAACCAAACAUUUCGUGGAGGUGUUCAACGUCAAAGAAUUUGGAAUUAACACAGCAUUCUUUAAUGACUGAAAACGUCAGGAUCACCACGUGUAAAAAAAAGACUUGUUAAUGAGAGACCUGUAUAGUCAAGCAAUACAUUAUAAUCAGGUUCGCCACGAAUUAAGACGGAAUCCACCAGAAAAUUGAGUAAUUUUAAUUUUCAGUGGCAAAAACCUUGUACCAGAAUAAUUUAAACAAUAUUGCAUUCUUUUUUACACUUUUCAAGGGUUAUAUAUGUAAUUAGUUAUCUGACAAUUUCUGAAAAUGUAAUGUGUAAGAUGUCAUUUUGUGAAAUUUGACAUUUAUUUUCUCAGGCUCCCAUAAGAAAUUAUCCUUUGAAAAAUGUAAAAACGAGUGCAGUGUGCUUUAAAUUAUUCUGGUACAAGGUUUUUGUCCACUGAAAAUUAAAAUUACUCAAGGUCUAUACAUGAAAUGUUUGUGAAAAUAUUUGGGUGUUCCUUGGUGUUGCGGAAACCAUUGCUGGUUCGUCUUUGUGUGGUAGUGUGGGUAUUUUGCAGUGUCUUUUUAAUCUUUUUAUUACGUCAUUUGGUGAUGGCGCCCGUCUGCAACACCAAGAAACUACCAAAAUAUUUCAAGGUCCAGAAAUAUUUUUCUUAGUUAAGUCGUGUACGCCCUUCCAAAGACGCUAAAGGUGAGGUGAAAUGCGUGGUGAGUGACAGUUGUUUAAAGUGAGGACAAAGGUAGUUUUGUUCUCGCAAGUGGCAAGCCUUAAAUAUUGUGCCGUAUAAGUAUAGCAAAGUGGAUAAUAAUACGCAAUAUAAAGCAGUUAGAUAUGAGAGACAUUUGUUGGAUAUUUGAGCAUAUCUGUUGCUUUGAGAAUCUAACCUGAGGGCAGGCUCUUUCUUCGCUAUUUUCUUUGGUAAGCAAGUAAAAAAACAAGUAACUUACCACCUAGUAGUGUAAGCGGUAAAAAAACCCAAUCGUCUCAGUCCAAUUAUCAUUAUCUCAAUUUUAUCGAAAUUGAUAACCCUUGUCUUAGAUAGUACCAGAAUAUCAAUUUGGUUGCAGGUUAAUCAAAAUUAAAUGUUAAGAGAGGUUAGGGAGGCAGCCAGAGAAAAACAUUAAGAAUGCACUCUUUUAAAAAGGUACUUCAGCUAAUUUUUUAACGCACUGUAAUUACUUUUGUUAACUUUUUAGUGUUGCACCAAUCAAAUGUCUACUUGCAGGGGGUGACUUCCUCUUGCAAGUGACCAUUUACUAUGACAAUUACCAAAUUUUAGUUAAUUCUUUAAGCCCAAUAUCUACAGAAAAACUCUCCAUACUAAUCUCCAUACAUUUCCUUGAAACUGUUGAGAGAAUUGGUUUCAAGAUCAUAGCAUUUUCCCUCAGAUGAUCAUUUUAUUAAUUCUCACCUUUUGUCUUGAUUAUCUAUUUAUAUUGUAAAGAGAAAAUUGAUGUUGGUCACUCUUGAGACUUGAGGGAUAAACAAUGCUCUUAAGCCUUUCACUGCCAAAUUUAGCCAAAAGCAAAUUUCGAGCAAAGUUUCCAAAUUUCAUUUUGUGAAGUUUUGAAAAACAGAUAGCACAAUGUGAAAGCACUACUGAAGAGGUUUCAUUUGAAUGGUCACAUCAUAAGAUUUCACCUGCAGACUUAAGAGUUGAAGUCACCUUGCAAAACGCCAUCGAGCACUCUGGCAGUGAAAGAGUUAAGCAUUACGUUGGAUUUAUUUAUAGUUUAUGUAAUCAUAGGGUUAGUUUUGCGCUUAAUUGUAAUAUUUGGCUGUAAUACUAUUUAACCUGAUAUAAUAAGAAGGCACAAAACACAGGGCGUUAUUACCAGUAGAAAGUCGUAUUAUUCCCGAUUGAACUGAUUUUCAGCUUUAAUAAAAGAAACUUAGGUUUAACAAUAGUAAAUAACAAACCUGUUGUUCAAGCUUGGUAGAUGAUAAGUAUGAACCUUAUACUCAUCGUUUACCAUUUCCCUUACAUCUGAGAGACUAAGAUGACUGAACAGCUCUUAAUAAUAUGUGCGCAUGUUGUCUACCAAAUAUGGUUUACAACAACGGAAUUUAUAAUGUAGCUUUAGCGUAGUUUUAUAUUUUAAAUAAUCAUAUGGUAAAUAAACAUUGUUGUUUCCAGCUACUCUAU